This is a messenger RNA of Lycium ferocissimum, 391 nucleotides long. RefSeq lists its product as uncharacterized. The annotation marks the transcript as partial. Gene Ontology annotation, molecular function: zinc ion binding; nucleic acid binding. NCBI's taxonomy places the organism in Eukaryota, Viridiplantae, Streptophyta, Magnoliopsida, Solanales, Solanaceae. The transcript has 2 exons. The record is from RefSeq and is a predicted model, not a curated record.
AUGGAUAUUUCCUGUAUUCAGGUGCACGCUCAGAAUCUUGAGGAGCGUCAGCAGCAGCGGAGGGUUGAGCGUGAGCAUGAUAGGGGUUAUAGUAAGAGAGCUAGAUCUUUCGGUGCUGGUUCCAGAGCUUUAGGAUCUCAGUAUAGAGGUGAUUCAAGCCAGAUGAGGCCACAUUUACCACGAUGUGCUCAGUGUGGCAAGCUACACACUGGACAAUGCCGCUUGGAUUCAGAUGCUUGUUAUGACUGUGGUCAGCCAGGUCACCUUAUGCGUGAGUGUCCAUCAAGAGGUGCUAAAGGUAUAGUCCUGCCUACGAGAUCAGUGUCUGGCUCAUCAUCAUCUGUACACCCACCGGGGCAAAGCUCUCAGACAUCAGUAGGCCGCGAUAGAG